UGAUAUCAGUUCACGAUUUCUUUCCAGUUCAGUUACAAUAUACAUCAUGACAAGUGACGCUCUCCUUUUGUCAAUUUUCCUGUUGGUUCAUGAAGUUUCAGUCUUAGCACAAAGGAGGACCUUCACUUGUACCAUUCCAUCUCUAUGCAGUGAUGUUGCCAUCGAUCCAAGAAUUCAAACUCCCACACAGUCGCCAUCGACAUCAGCUCCUCCAACUUGCCCAACAGGGUACGUUCCUUGUAACAACGUGAAAUGUGGAAUAUCUGCAGUCGGCAUUUCUCCAGGAACACAAAAUGGAGAAGCAACUAGAGGCGCUUUUCCAUGGCACACUUUCAUUCAAAAUAAGAACGCUUUGGGAGUUAAUAACGGAUAUGCUGGAGGUGGAGUAUUGAUCGAUCAAAAUUUCGUAUUAACUGCUGCUCAUAAAAUCAGAAAUUUAACUGCGGUAAAUGUUAUUCUGGGGCUCCACAAUCUCAACGAAAUCCAAGCUGCCCAAACUAUAGGUGUGUCCUCUAUCUAUUAUCAUUCUAGUUACAACAGCGCUACAUUGAAGGAAGACAUUGCGCUCUUGCUUCUCAGUACUCCUGUCAACUUAGGAAAUACUAUCAGUAUUGCGUGUUUACCAGCUGCUGGACGUGAUUAUCAGGGUUCAAGUGCCGACAAUUGUCUUGUCACAGGCUUUGGACAAAUUUCGUUCACCUCUGGAGCUGCACCAACUCCUUAUCUAAAACAGGUCCACGUGCCUGUUAUCAGUACAGAAACGUGCAGAACUAUUAUGAAUACACUUGUUACACCUGAUACAUAUCUAGACGCCAAUAAAGAGAUUUGCGCUGGUGGGCAGACAAAUUUAGACUCUUGUACGCAAGAUGGAGGUUCGGGCCUGGUUUGCAGAGAUUCGGCCACCACACCAUUUAGCCUUGUUGGACUUGUGAAUUGGGGAAAGGGAUGUGGAAUUACUGGUGUUCCAGGAGUGUACGUUAGAGUGUCGUCGUACAUAGAUUGGAUAACACGUACACGAAAUUGUAUGUUGACAUCGAAUUUUGUGAAUUGUCCAGAUGCCAGUCAACAUACAUUAUUGUAGUCGAAACGAUCGACUAUUGUAGUUGACUAAAAUUUACAUGAAGGAAAAACUCAUCAUUUUCCUUUCAUCAAUUGAAAAUUGCAUUAUUGUAUUAAUGUAUACAUCCAAUCGUAUGUUUUCGUAUUCUAUUCUACUUUUGACGUUGGUUAAAAAUCUAUACAAAUAUGUUUCAAUCAAUCUAUCAAAUUUGGAAUUGAUAAACUGAUGUACUUUAUAAGUUUAAUUAAAAUGUUAGUUUCUCAA
Leptinotarsa decemlineata (Colorado potato beetle) is the source of this 1324-nucleotide messenger RNA. Its product is annotated as chymotrypsinogen A. NCBI's taxonomy places the organism in Eukaryota, Metazoa, Arthropoda, Insecta, Coleoptera, Chrysomelidae. Gene Ontology annotation, molecular function: serine-type endopeptidase activity. Gene Ontology annotation, biological process: proteolysis. The record is from RefSeq and is a predicted model, not a curated record.